This is a messenger RNA of Penaeus chinensis, 562 nucleotides long. RefSeq names its product pro-resilin-like. Lineage: Eukaryota; Metazoa; Arthropoda; Malacostraca; Decapoda; Penaeidae. The coding region runs from base 34 to 426 and encodes 130 amino acids. The transcript has 3 exons. Gene Ontology annotation, cellular component: extracellular matrix. The record is from RefSeq and is a predicted model, not a curated record.
ACGGCACUCAGUUGAACCUGAACUCCUACAAACAUGAACACUAAGGUCCUCAUCCUCCUCGGUCUGGCAGCCAUCGUUGCUGCAGACAGCCGUGAAACUUAUGCCUACCGCGCCCCAAGGGCAUCCUCCGAGGAAUCCUUCGAGUCCACAGAAGCCAAGUACAACUUCAACUGGGCCGUCAGCGAUGACUCCUCAAGCAACGAGUUCGGACACCAGGAGGCCCGUGACGGCGACGACACUCAGGGAUCGUACUACGUGCAGCUUCCCGACGGCCGCCUGCAGAAGGUCACCUACUACGUCGAUGGCGAUGACGGUUACGUCGCCGAUGUCACCUACGAGGGCGAGGCUCACUUUGACUCCGUCGAGUCCGCUGAGUCCCGGGAAUACAGGCCACGAUAUGCCUACGACUCCAACGAGUCCAAGUAAAGACAUAUUCGCUCAACACUGAACACCUAAGUUUUCAACAGAUGUUUGUACAAAGUUCAUUUGUUGCCAGAGUUUAUAUAUAUCUAAAUGUAUAUAUUUAUGUAUUUAAUUUCUGAAACUAUAUGAAGAAAUUUUA